Lodderomyces jiufengensis is the source of this 561-nucleotide messenger RNA. It is a transcript of the gene RPL17B, whose product is annotated as 60S ribosomal protein uL22. The record is from RefSeq and is a predicted model, not a curated record. Gene Ontology annotation, cellular component: ribosome; cytosolic large ribosomal subunit. Bases 1 to 561 code for a protein of 186 amino acids. The transcript has a single exon. Gene Ontology annotation, molecular function: structural constituent of ribosome. Gene Ontology annotation, biological process: cytoplasmic translation. NCBI's taxonomy places the organism in Eukaryota, Fungi, Ascomycota, Pichiomycetes, Serinales, Debaryomycetaceae.
AUGGUUCGUUACGCUGCCACUCCAUCAAACCCAGCCAAAUCAGCUUCAGCUCGUGGUUCAUACUUAAGAGUUUCAUUUAAAAACACUAGAGAAACAGCACAAGCCAUUAAUGGUUGGAAAUUAACUAAAGCUCAACAAUAUUUAGAUCAAGUUUUAGAUCAUCAAAGAGCUAUUCCAUUCAGAAGAUUCAACCAUUCUAUUGGUAGAACCGGUCAAGGUAAAGAAUUUGGUGUUACCAAAGCUAGAUGGCCAGCAAAAUCAGUCAACUUUAUCAAAGAUUUAUUAAGAAAUGCUCAAUCAAAUGCUGAAGCUAAAGGAUUAGAUGUUGAAAAAUUAGCUAUUUCUCACAUUCAAGUAAACCAAGCUCCAAAACAAAGAAGAAGAACAUACAGAGCUCAUGGUAGAAUAAAUGCUUAUCAAUCAAGUCCAUCACAUAUUGAAUUAACUUUAACUGAAGAAGAUGAAAUUGUUGAAAAAGCUACUGAUAAAAAAGUUACAAGAUUAAAUAAUAGACAAAGAGGUAGAUUAGUUGGUCAAAAAAAAUUAACCGCUUCAGCUUAA